Messenger RNA from Zerene cesonia (dogface butterfly), 4117 nucleotides. Its product is annotated as centromere protein J-like. The record is from RefSeq and is a predicted model, not a curated record. Gene Ontology annotation, molecular function: tubulin binding. Gene Ontology annotation, biological process: centriole elongation; cilium assembly. Lineage: Eukaryota; Metazoa; Arthropoda; Insecta; Lepidoptera; Pieridae. Gene Ontology annotation, cellular component: centrosome; centriole; nucleus. The transcript has 3 exons. Bases 61 to 3600 code for a protein of 1179 amino acids.
CACUGCAAUUUAUGAUAUUCGAUAAUAACAUUUUUAAAACACAAUAUCACUACAGCCAUAAUGGAUCAUUCCUAUUCAGAAAGUGACGUCUCCUUAUCACCUACACAAGUUUUAGAGAAACUUGAAAUGUUACGACACUUGCAAACUAUACAACGCGGGAAACUUCUUAAACAGCGCUUAGACUAUCAAAACUCGACUGAAAUUUCUUCGAGUAUCACUGAAAUCGUAAGUCAUUUUAGCAACAGUACUACUUAUAAUACGUUUAGAAGUUUACUUCAGUCCUCUCACGAUACCUCGCGCGAAGUCACUCCUCGAGAAAAAUUUUCUCCUCUUCCUGAAGUUGUCAAGGUUCGCCUUAACACUGAUUUACAAGACAAAAAGGAUCAAUAUCCUACUAUGGAUGGGGUCUCGGCGCUUAAUUUAUCCCAAGAAUCUGAAUUUAUACAUAAUUCACCAAUUUCAAGUCGCAGUACCACAUCCAUGCCAUCGAAAACUACUGGAUCACAGGAAAAUCUAAAUAAUAGUAUAAAUAAGAAACAAAUAUCCUUGGAUGAGAUGCCUAUACUAUCUCCUAAGAAAAACUUUGAAGAAUUAAUAGUUGAAAAGCUAAAAAAUGAGCAGCCUGUGUCAAAGCCAAGCCAGAAAAUAGCACCAUCACAAAAGAAACAAUUUUUAAAGAGAGGUGAAGGAAUGGCCCGUUUUGGACUCCGUAAAAAUGACUUAAUUAUACAAAAUACUAAAUCUUUACCAUGGAGGAGAAAGACAGAAACUAUUAAACCUAUUUUAAAACCUAUGCCUGAGAAAAUUUCAAGGAAUAGUAAAGAAGUUGGUAAAAAAGUGAAUGUUGAAAUUAUAGUCCCUGAACAAAAUAAAACUAAUCCGAAUAUGCUUAGCAAGACUACACCAAAAACAGAAACAAACAUACAAAAUUCUGAUGCCAAGAAUGAGACGUCAACGCAUAGCACUGGCUUGAUAAUUAAAAAUAAAGACUGUGCUACCACUUCAAAUGAUAUGUCAAACAGUGACUUUAAGAAAAGAACAUUUUUGAAUUCAAAAGAAAACCAUCCGAUAUUGUCUCAAAAAGGUAAAACAUGGCAAGCAGUACUUACAAAAGAGCAAGAUGAUUUUCUCAGGCAAUUAAAACAAAGUGAUUAUUAUAAAAACUUUGCCUCACCAUCAAAAAGCAUUGAUUCUGAUGUCAGCUGUUGUGAGAGUAUUUCAAUAGCGCAAAACUCUAAAGAAAUUGCUGAACAGAAUUUGUUUGAUUUAAUUGAAAAUAAAGUCUCACAUGACAGUUUUAAUAUUGAUAACUCAUUCUUUAAUCGUUUUCUAAGAAAAAAUAAACUAGAAUAUUCAGGGGAAAGCACACCACUAAUAAUGCAGAAGUGUUUAUCGGAAAACCCAAAUUUAAUGAGAAUUGCUCCAGAUAUUGUAAAAAAGAACAGAAAUGCAAUAUCAUAUAGUGAGGAUGAGACAUGUCUGAGUGAAUGUACAGAUUGUAGUGAAAAUUGUUGUUCUGAAUGUACAUGUUGUUCAUGCAAAACUACAUCUCAAAUAAACGAGGAUCAUAAAAACAACAAUCAAAAAGUUUUAAUGCGCAAUCAAAUAGCCAGGAACCAAAAUGAAAAUAAAAGUAGUAAAAAUGAUUGUCAUGAUGACACCAUAAUUGCAAAGGACACUGACACAAUUAAUGCAAAUAUGGCAGAAAUGAAUGCCAAAUUAGUUGCAACAAGUGAUUUAUUAAAAGAUAGACUUCGUGAAUUGGAAGAUGAAAUUGAAACUUUUAGAAAAGAAAAUGCCAGUAUUAAUAAAAUGAGAGAAGAAAUUGAUUUAGAGCGCCAAAAGUUUUAUGAAGAAAAAGCUGCUUUUGAGCAAAAGUUUAAUGAAGAAAAAGUUCUUUCUGAAUAUUAUUUAGCAGAGGAAAAGGAAAAACUUACCAAACAAAAACAAAUGUAUGAACGUUAUGUUAGGGAAAUGAGAGGAAAGCUGAAUAAAAAAGAAAAAGAUGAAGUAACGAACUUAAAAACUGAAAUAAGUAAUUUAAAGGAAGAGAUAAGAGUUAAAGACGCUAAAUCAACUUCUGUUAUAGCUAGAUUACGUAAUCAGCUUAAGCUAAUGGAAAAAGAUAAAAAAGCAUUGGAGGAUGAAAUAGAAAAAUUAAAAAAGGAAAAUAAAAGGAUACAGCAUAGUAAUGAAAUAACAAGAAGAUUAACAAAUCUUAAGUAUUUAGAGCAAAUCAACAAAAAACUUUCAAACAUGGCCUCUAGAGAGACAAGAUCUGAUGUAGAAUUAGAUCCUAAUGUAAAAUAUAAAACAUUUGAAAUUGAGUGCCAAAAGCAAAACAAACCAAAAGGAAUAAGAACGCGAGCGAAAAGUGUACCCAAUUUAAAUGUAACUUCAAAGUAUGCUAAAUAUUUCAGUCAAAAAGAUUCAAUAAGUGAUAAAGAGAAAGGAUCAGUAGUUGAAACCCAUUCUUACAGCUCUGAUGAAGAUCGUAACAAUGAAUCUUUGGAAAAUUUAGAUAAGAGUUAUAAUGAAUGUGAGAAUAACUUGGAGACUGAAGAUAAUUAUUUAGAAAAAAUGUACAAUGAAAGAUUUAAAACAAUAUCGCCACCCAGUAAUAGAUCUAGCGGCUCAAAUGUGAUAGACGCUUCUGAUAAUGGGAGCGUUAAUGAAGACACAAAUGGUUUCUUCAUACAGAAAUCACACUAUGUGUCUUCUAGAACACAAUCUAUAUCACCUCAAGAUUCCAUGUCCAAUCCAAAAACUGCUUCAAUUUUAAGUCAAAGGUCCAAUUCAAAACCACUUUCUGUAAUCAAUGAUAAGAAAAGCUAUGUUUCUAAUCCCCAAAAUGUCACAAUCUCAAGAAAUAAAUCUCCAAUAUCUAUACUAAGUAACCAUUCAUCUAGUAGCCAAAGACCAGCUACUGUUAUUUACAAGGAUACUUCAUAUAGUGAUGACAGAAUGAUACCUAGUCCUGAACCUACUAUUAGUAAGACAAGUCUAACAAAAACAAGCUUAAAUCCUGUAGAAACUAAGAAAUCGGAUGGAUCGAGAGAAUUAAGAUUUCCAAAUGGCAAUAUUAAAAUAAUUUCUGCAGAUGGAAAAUACAGUAAAUUUACAUAUUAUAAUGGAGACAUAAAAGAAAACUUCUAUAAUGAGGGUAGAGUUAAAUACUAUUAUGCAGAAUCUAAAACAUAUCACACAACACAUCCUGAUGGAUUAGAAGUACUCGAGUUUCCAGAUGGCCAAGUUGAAAAGCGUUACAGCGAUGGGUCGUCCGAAAUUCGUCUGCCCAAUGGCAGUAUUAGGUACUUUGAUCCUAAAAAUGAAUCAGUUCGAGAAGAUUGGCGAUUUCCUGAUGGGACUGCACUCACGGUGUCGGCUAAUGGUGAAAAACGUAUUAUAUUUCCUAAUGGACAGAUUGAAGUCCAUGCUAAAGAUCAUAAGCGCCGUGAGUUCCCUGACGGCACGGUGAAGUUAGUCUAUAAUGACGGUACAUCAGAAACGCGAUAUGCGUCGGGAAGAAUCAGAGUAAAGGAUAAGCAUGGAAAUCUUAUCAUGGAUUCUGCAUCCAGGGUCCACAUGCAAAAUCACUAAAAGCCCACUAGCAUUUAAAAUGUAUCAUUAUUCCUAAGUUGACCAUACAUUGAUAGCAGGCUAUCUUUGCCAUUACAUUCAUGACUUUCACUGUUAUAUUGAGGCACUAGGAGUAAAUUAAAUUGUAUUGUUUAAAUUUUUUUAAGGUUGUUUAUAUUUACUUUAUAUUGCCUAGUGUAUAAGUAAUUAUAAUAUAUUUAUCAAUUCCACUUUGUAAUUCAUUCAUGGGUGUAGCCAGAGGUUGUAAAGUUUAUAGUUAAAAUAUUCAAAGUAUAGGUGUUUUUAUUUAGCCUACUGUUCCAUAGCUUUAUAAAAACUGCCACAUUUCAUUGUUUUCUCUAUCUCUGUUCUCUGUAUCUGUUUUCUAUUUCUUAAUAUAUUUGUUCAAAUUCUUUCUUUCAUGAACUAAAUCCCAAAAAGGAAUAUCUGACUAUGCCUGUGAAUUCAUUCAUUUAUUUAUGUUUUAAGAAGUAAAAAAUGUUGAUUAUUAUGUAUUAAACUUUAUUUUUAAAUCAUA